Molecule: messenger RNA, 4498 nt
Organism: Amyelois transitella
Lineage: Eukaryota; Metazoa; Arthropoda; Insecta; Lepidoptera; Pyralidae
Exons: 5
Coding region: 772-3360 (862 amino acids)
Source: RefSeq, a predicted model, not a curated record
GUUGCUCCAACCUUGAUCAAAUCAAAGACGUUCUAGCAAAAGGUCAGGUAACAAGAGUACCGAAAACGGACAAGCUUGCAUAAAGUAUGCAGGGAUCGUGGCAACUGGAAAUAUGUCAUCUCCGCCUCCUCCUCCGGGAAAGAGGCGUGAUUUAUGUAUGUUAGAAACGGUGAGGUGGUACUCCGUACGUACGUGUCGCGAAGGUUGCUGAACCAUAAGCGGCGCAUUUUCUCCACUUUUCAACUUUCUUCAUUCAUACAUAUUCAUAAGCUCCAAAAUUAAAAAUUUUGUUUUGCCAGGAUAUUUCGAGCAUUUGGCCAUAUAUCCACAUCUGUCAACAAAUGCCUCCAACUUUUUUGUGGUUUUCUGUCAAGGUCAAUGACUAGACUCCAUACAGCAGUGCUGAGAAAAUGUAGCAUAGCACCAUACUUAUUUCGAAGUAUAAGGCUUGUGUCUGUUGCAGAUCACCUUGCUCAUCUUGUAAAGUUACUACAAGCUAUCUCAAUACAAACUGUUGUCUCCAUUUUGUGACUGCCAUUCUCAUUCAGCCGGCUGCUACCUAAAUAGGGUAAUUGCCUCGGUUUGGCGUCCAGUUCUACUUUUCGUCCAUUUAACUUCUAAACGCAUAUAAAAGGAAUAUAAACACACCUAUGCAGCGCGCAUGUUGCAUCUUGUCACGAUCCUUCAUACUUAACAAAGCAACAGUUCUAACAACCACAAAAUCCAAUUUGUCAAGUGAAAACUUCGAAAACAUUAAACUCAGUGGCCGGCAUGUGUUCGUGUUUUGUAGACGUCAUUGCCGAUACAAAAAAAAUAGCUGGUGCAGGAACACUCCGUGGUAAUGAAGAAAAAGUUGACUACAUUAUAACCUGCAUCCGAAAUCUUCUGGAAGAAAAAAAUUUUUCUGUAAAGGAACUUCGUAAUAUAGCUUUAUAUUUAAUAUUGAAUGGAGACUUGGAUAUUUUAGAAGACAUGGCAGACAUAAGUAAACUUCAAAGUAUUUUGUGGAUGCUGCCUUCAAUAUCUAAAUAUCUGUUAUGUGAAAUAUUUUGGGGGCUUAAUUUUGACAGAUUUGUAUCAGAAUCAAUAGCAUUUUGUAACCCUCAAAUGAGUUUGGAAUUAGCUUCUGCUUUUAUAGACAAUAUCAAGUACUAUUCCCCUAUGGAGUGCCUAAACAAAUUAAAAAUCAUCACUGAAGCAACUUAUCUUGCUAUUUGUAGACUUAAUUUCUACAGUCUUGAUGAAAAUACUUUAAUGGAUAUUUUAUCUAGGAAUUUAAGCAUAUUCCAGAAAUGUACGAAAUACUUCUGUGAUCCCCCAAAUUCAGCAAAACUUAAUAAUCUGAGUAAAGAUAAUUUAUAUAGGUACAAUGGUGACUGCUUUUAUACAUUUCUUCAGAUAGUCUACAAUUGCUUAGAAAUAUUCACAGGAACACAAGUGCUUUGUCCUGGUGAUGUUGGUCCAGUAUAUACGUAUACUCAUUUCGAAGAAACUCCUCUCAAUGAGUUUAAUUUUAAAAUUUGUGACAGCCCUAAUUUGUCUAUAAUGGAAUGUUUGGGUGAAGUACAUGAUGACCUUUUAAACAAAGUUCAAAACCUUGUGAUGAAAAUAAGUGUAGAAAUAUUUUGUUCCUGGAGUGAAUUUUUAGAGGAUACUCAAAGCAUGCAAAAGAAAAUUGGAGAAUUCUGUUACAAAGUAUGCAGUAAAUUACUGAGUGUGAGCAGUUUAGCGGAGCAUUCAGUAGUGGUUAUGUUACAACAGAUAUCCAGUAAACCUAUUAAUCCAAUUGACCUGGUGAACACUUUAGACAGCCUUACUAUCUGUCAAAAUAUUAACAUUGAAUAUACUAAAGAAAUUUGGUUACAAGCUUUAAUAGAAAAAGAAGAUUUAUGUCAUCAUGAUAUUCUCAUUCAGUGUUUGUCUACUAAUAUUAAUCUUUUGAAUGAAGAACAUUGUUUCAGGCUUUUUAAAGUUAUUAGAACUUAUUUAUCCAGCAAAACAGAUAAUAAAUAUUAUCUUGAAGUAUUGGCAGUUAAAGCGUUCCAGCAUUGCAACAAUCACAGCAAAUAUGAAUUACUCAAUGAACAAUUCCCUGAAAAAGUUUUUGUUGAUAUGACAGAAACUGAAGAUUUUCAUACUCUGCUCAUAGAAUCAUUUAACAAAGCUAUUGCAUCGAGUGAACCAAUUACGUCAGAUUUCCUUACAUUGUUCCUUCAGAAUCCCAAGCGAGUUUUUGGAAAAAUGUUUGAUUUAGCAUUGGAAAAUACUUACCAGGGCAAUAUAAUGGUAGAUACAAUGAAAUUGGUAGAAAAAUUUUCAAAUCAUUACUAUACUUCUGACACUAGACCUUGUUUAUUUGAAGUUAUGCAAAACACAUUUGAAAAUUUGAAUACAGAAGAAAAUAAAACUAAUUUUGUAGAUUUCGUAACUGAACUAGAGUGUAAAAACAUAAUAAGCAAACCAAAAUUAUUCAUAUUGUUCAUAAUGCCAAAUUUACAUAAAGUAUUAUUGAGUAGAAAUUUAUUCAGCCUAAAUGUGUUGCUUAAUUUGUUGAUGGAAGUGUUCUUACCAUAUGAUUUGUCACAAUACCGGGCACCAAUACUGGCCAUGAUGGCACAGGUGCUGGAAUUGGCUCGUUGGAAGAUUACCAAUUUCGUGCCAAUUGCUCCAGAAACACUUACAUUAGCAGUGCUGUUCCAAAAUUCCAUGAUGUCUUCAUAUCAUAAUAGCAUUCCAGAUAAAGAUAGAAAUUGGCUGAAGAGCAAAAUUAAAGGCUUGCAUCCAUUGAAUUUGUACUACUACAGAAAGCUGUGGCAACUGCCAGGGUCCAACUUUGCAGAAAUAAUCAGCGGAAAGGGCAUCAACUACAAUAUGGACAUGGAACGGGAAGUCUCCUGGCUUGCAAAGAUUAUAUGUUUAUGUUCACAUGAUGAAUGGUGUGACUUAUGGGACAGUUACACAGUUUUUCCCAAAAACACGAUUUUAACUUUAUUUCAUGAUGCGUUAUACUUCGUCGCGUACGCUGAAGGUCGCAAUCAUGAUCGAGGCUCCUGGCUAUGUCUUCUCUACGCUUAUGUAAACUUUGUGUAUGUAAUAAGGCAUAAAUUCUUCGAAGAGCCGCUAAGGGACAAUCAGGUCUAUGCAGUCAUCGACAGAAUUUGUAUAACAGAAAACAUUGUCAAGAAAGAAAACGUUGAAGAUUUUGCUACGGUAUUUGUACCACUUUUCGCUUACAUGGCACAAAGGAAAAGCGAUUAUAAGAUGAACAUCAGCCAUAUCAUAAAAGAUAGGUUGCAUCACAAAAAAUUCGCCGAUACCAUCAAUCAAUUGUUCUCAAAUGGUACAAGUGAUCAAAAUUAAAUGCUAGUCUGUCUCGUAAUUAAUUUGUUAUUUGUAAGUGUAAUUUAAGUGAUUCAGCGCUGUUCAGUGUAAGGUCAGGGUUAUAGAAUAUGACCCUGUAAUUUGUCGGUUUUUAAUGACCCAAGAUAAUUUCCUAUUAACUUGUUUUGUACAGCAUUAGUAAAAUAUAUUUUUUUUUUCAAUUAGAUCUUUUACCGAGCUGAGCUCGCUUAAAUUACAUGACAAUUAAUUCAAGUUAAAGGGAAAUAAGUACGCUCGUCCCAAUUAAGGUAUUAAGAAUGUUACUUUUAUAUGGAAAUGUUAUUAGAUUUGUCGUAAGAAGCAAUGAGGGCAUUAUUUUCGCAUUAAGAAAAAAGACAUCUUAUUUGUACGAAUGCCAGACCCCCUGGACCCUACACGUCAGGAACUUAAUCAAUUCUAUCAAUAGCAUUGUUUUCUUUCUUCAAAACGACACACAAACAAAUGUUUGUCUGGGACUAUCUUAUUAGUCCCUGCUUAAGAUUUAGCCACAAUGUGAUGAGCAAAAUGAUAUUUUAUUAAUACAUCUCGAUUAUGGACAAUACGAAUACCUAUAAGGGUUCAGACAAACUGAGUUUUCUUUCGAGCCUAAUACUUCCCCUAGGCUGCCUGUCUUUGACGCUGAGUCAGACCGCGAUCCGGAGAAGCGAUAAAAUAUUUAUCAAUUAAAAUGCAAAAAGUCUCCGCUCCGCAAUUGGUCCAUAUUUCCUCGCUUCGCCGCCUGGCUCCGCGUCAAUAGACGGACAGCAGCCUUAAUAGGUCUCCGGGAAAUUUAAAGUAGGUAAAUCCUACAUAACAUCUCUUUUCAAAAUAUUUUUUUAAAUAUGGUUUGUUUGUACUAUUUUUGAAUCCUCACAUCAGAUAGUCUGGGCUCAGUCAAAUUUUUGUUAAUGUGACACAGAUAAAAUUAUUAUAAUCUUAAAUCUUAUCACCAAUUAUUGAAGAAGACCCAGUCCCUUAGGCGUCACGUCCAGGGGUUCUGUCUGUCAAUAUGUACUAAGAUCACCUCCUCUCGAUAUUUAUAUAUUUUUUAAUAAUUUGGAACAUGCCCCAAAUCCACAAGCACACAAAUGAUUGAAUCAUAGAAAAAAAACAAUACAAAUAAACAGAUCAAAUAAAA